CCUGUUAGAUAACUAAGGUGUGUUUUCUGUCACACACACACCUCACUGCUGGCCACCAGGAUACAAACGGAGCACUGAAGUGAAUGACUGUAGACAUUUACCUCCAAUCCACAAAACAGAAGUAGACUCAAGAAAUCUGACCACAGGAGAGGAGAGUGAACAUCUUCCUGACUGAGCUGCUGUCUUUCACGAAUCAUGUCACAGUGGAAAGCUAUGAGGGACCGCAGCGCUGAAUGUAACAGGGCAGUUCUGGUGUCCGUGGCACAGUUUGACCACGGUGUGAGCCUGGGCAGGAGACCCGGGGCAGAGAGAGACACUAAACGGCUGCACCGCACCCUCAGCAAGCUGGGCUUCAAAGUGGACAUUCACAACGACCUCAGCAGCGAUGAGAUGUACACACUGUUUGAGACAGAGAGCAGGCGCCCCGUGAAGGACUGCUUCCUGGCUGUUUUGUCGUCUCACGGAGAGGAGGGCUGUGUGUAUGGAGCCGACGGGAAACCUGUGAGACUGUCUCAUGUUUUCAGCUUGUUUGACAACGCACAUAUGGAGAAAAAGACCAAGCUUUUCUUCAUACAGGCGUGUCGGGGAGGGGAUCUGGAUGAUGGCGUGGAGGUGGACUCAGCAGAAGGAGAUGCCACUGAGGACAGCAUUACACAGUACAUGUCUGUGCCUAUAGAUACAGCCGUGAUGUACGCCACAGCACCAGGUUAUGGUGCCUUUAUGCACCCUCUUGGAGCCGUCUUCCUCCAAACUCUGUGCACCUUAUUAGAGGAGGAAGGUGGGCAGAACCUGGAGCUGACUCGCCUGAUGACCCGUCUCUCCCACCGGGUGGCCUACACCUUCGAGGCCAAGGGUCGCGUACUGGGAGGGAAGAAGGAAAUGCCUUGCUUCUUGACACGACUGACCAGGGAGGUCUUCCCCUUCGCCGAGCCGAGGAAGGACACCGAUGGACUCUCGGCCACGUCACUUGUUGGCACCAAAAAUGUAAAAAACCGCAUUCCUUCAAUCAGCUAAACCACUGCACAUGCGUGUUUGUGCAUGUGCAUAUUUGAGAGAGAGAGCACACAAAGCCACCAGCAAGUAUCCAGAUGAAUGAAAUGCCAGAAAUAGUUGGUGUAGUUUCCAGCUGUCCCUUGUCAUCAGGUCCCCUUCACAUCCUUACAGGAACCUGUUUCUCACAAGGAAGUCAUACGGCUGAUACUGCUGACUGGACUUUUUCUUGUUUUUUUCUCUUCCUUCAUAUGUCAUCUACAACGGUACUGCACAUAUUUUAUGUUGCACAGCAGUAGAUUCUCAAAUAAAA
Messenger RNA from Myripristis murdjan (pinecone soldierfish), 1303 nucleotides. RefSeq names its product caspase-7-like. The record is from RefSeq and is a predicted model, not a curated record. Gene Ontology annotation, molecular function: cysteine-type endopeptidase activity. Gene Ontology annotation, biological process: proteolysis. The coding region runs from base 196 to 1014 and encodes 272 amino acids. The transcript has 4 exons. NCBI's taxonomy places the organism in Eukaryota, Metazoa, Chordata, Actinopteri, Holocentriformes, Holocentridae.